Coffea arabica (coffee) is the source of this 624-nucleotide messenger RNA. The record is from RefSeq and is a predicted model, not a curated record. Lineage: Eukaryota; Viridiplantae; Streptophyta; Magnoliopsida; Gentianales; Rubiaceae.
AUGGAUAUGCUUGAUGACAUUGAAACUUCCUGCAAUUGUAUAAAGAGAUUAACUAAUGAAGGAAGGCAGUCCAUUUUUGAAACUCUCUUGCAGUAUAGUGAUGGUGGAAAAUUGAGAAGAGGGACAAUUAAGAAUGUUGCAAACUUAUUCCAGAUAAAUGUCAUAACUAGAUUUCCAAAAAGACCUGGACGGAAACAAGUGGAAAUAGAUUUCACCUCCAUUAUGACAAUUCCUCUUCGCCGCCGAACAAACAUUCGUUCUCUCUCCAGUGAAAUGAAAGUGGCUAAGUCAACUCUUCAUCGACGAAUUAAAGAAGGUGCUAUUAGGCCGCAUUCAAAUGCAUUGAAACCACAGUUGACGGAUGAAAAUAAGCAAGUAAGACUUCGAUUUUGCUUGUCAAUGCUUGAAUCUGAAAGUCUCAAUACUAAACCAGUUUUUAGGGGUAUGUUUAAUGUUGUUCAUGUUGAUGAAAAAUGGUUUUAUAUGACUAAAGAAUCCGAAAGGUACUAUCUUCAUCCUGAGGAAGAGCAACCUCUUCGAACAUGUAAGAGCAAAAAAUUCAUUGCGAAGGUUAUGUUUCUAGUUGCUGUAGUUCGACCUCGGUUUGAUUGCUCUUACUACUGA